AUGGCUAGCAUCUCAACAUCAGCGCUGAGGCAGGCAGGCCGCCUCUGCCGUACUACAGCUGCCUCUCCCCUUAGGAGGCUACCCACCGCGCCGAGGAUCAUCGCGGGACCCAUCCAGCAGUUCACGCAGCGACGGAACGUUUCCGAGACGAGGCAGGACCACGCACAGGUCAAUGUCGAUACCGCUAUCAAGCUGGACAAGAAGGAUUUCAUCGACCAGUCUCCCGAUGGCUCCAACGUUGUGGUGAGUCCAAUGGCCGAAGUGCUCAAGCAGGUCACGACCAUGGAGGAAGGCCAGAGGCCCAUCUACCUCGACAUGCAAGCGACUACGCCCGUUGACCCGCGAAGCGAGUCCGCUGUCGAGGAAGCUCGCGAGCAUAUUGCGAAGCUUAUUGGUGCCGACUCCAAGGAAAUCAUCUUCACGAGUGGUGCCACCGAGAGCAAUAACAUGAGCAUCAAAGGUGUUGCGCGAUUCUUCGGGAGGUCCGGCAAGAAGAAGCACAUCAUCACUACCCAGACCGAACACAAGUGCGUGCUCGACAGCUGUCGGCAUCUCCAGGACGAGGGUUUCGAGAUCACCUACCUGCCCGUAAACAACUCCGGCCUUAUCGAUUUGGCUCAGCUCGAGGCCGCUAUCAAGCCUGAGACUGCCCUUGUGAGCAUCAUGACCGUGAACAACGAGAUUGGUGUGAUCCAGCCCAUGGAGGAAAUUGGCAAGCUGUGCCGCAAGAACAAGGUCUUUUUCCACACGGAUGCCGCACAGGCCGUUGGCAAGAUGCCUCUUGACGUGAACGCGAUGAACAUCGAUCUCAUGUCGAUCUCGUCCCACAAGAUCUAUGGCCCCAAGGGAAUUGGUGCCUGCUAUGUUAGGCGACGCCCUCGUGUCAGAUUGGAUCCCAUCAUUACCGGAGGUGGUCAAGAACGUGGCCUACGCAGCGGCACGCUCGCGCCUCCGCUGAUCGUCGGCUUUGGUGAGGCGUGCCGCAUCGCUCCCGUGACAAGGACAAUUGUUGUGACACAGCAUCCCUACGAUUCGAAGCGCAUCAAGGCACUGUCCGAUCGGCUCCUCGGCGGUCUCCUCUCUAUGGAGCACACGAACCAGAACGGCGACCCGAACCAUUUCUAUCCCGGCUGCGUCAACGUGUCUUUCGCCUACGUCGAGGGCGAGUCGCUGCUCAUGGCGCUGAAGGAUAUUGCUCUGUCGUCCGGCAGUGCUUGCACCUCGGCUUCUCUGGAGCCUAGCUACGUUUUGCGGGCCCUGGGUAACAGCGAUGAGAGUGCGCACAGCAGUAUCCGAUUCGGCAUUGGCCGCUUCACCACCGAAGCGGAGAUUGACUACGUUCUGAAGGCCGUCCAGGAGCGUGUCGAUUUCCUCCGUGAGCUGAGUCCUCUGUGGGAGCUUGUCCAGGACGGUGUCGACCUCAGCACGAUCCAAUGGAGCCAGCACUAAUUUGCAAGACCUAUGUGAUCGUCUUGGCUGUACGAGAGGAAAUGGGUUUUAACUAGCGGGUUCCUCGUUUAGGGGCCACCCUUGUGGAUUUUAGUUUCUGUAAUACCACCAGGCGAGGAUGAUUGAGCGAGGCCUGUCACUAGGCCAGUCAUUCUUUCUUUACGGGAAUCUCGGAGUUUGGCUUAGGAGGUGGGGAGAGGAGCGGGCAUAAAGUGCUUCCAGUAUCAGAGGCCUCCUGUCGAUAGGGACAAAUAUGGGCUCACAUGGCACAAGAGGAAGCCAGUUGGUGUAUCACGACUAGUGGGAAGCCUGAUGACGUUGGCUGAAGAAUUCACACCAAACAAUGAACACAUCUGAAACACAA
Molecule: messenger RNA, 1813 nt
Organism: Verticillium alfalfae VaMs.102
Lineage: Eukaryota; Fungi; Ascomycota; Sordariomycetes; Glomerellales; Plectosphaerellaceae
Product: cysteine desulfurase
Exons: 4
Coding region: 1-1449 (482 amino acids)
Biological process (GO): iron-sulfur cluster assembly
Cellular component (GO): cytosol; mitochondrion; nucleus
Molecular function (GO): cysteine desulfurase activity
Source: RefSeq, a predicted model, not a curated record